Molecule: messenger RNA, 294 nt
Organism: Ostertagia ostertagi
Lineage: Eukaryota; Metazoa; Nematoda; Chromadorea; Rhabditida; Trichostrongylidae
Source: the annotation of a GenBank genome assembly
AUGAGAGUCUUCUGUUUCUAUCCUGCACAUCGGUUCCAUGUGGUUUCAGGUGGCGUCGGUGUCGCUUCGAUGGGCGGACUUGUCUAUGCGAUUGGUGGACACGAUGGUCAGCGCUAUUUGAACACUGUCGAGGCGUACGACCCAGUGACGAAUGCGUGGACACCAGUGACGGACAUCAAGGACUGUCGGGCAGGUGCCGGAGUGGCAUGGGCGGAUUGCAGCAUCGACGACCUGCUGCGACCAUUCCAACCGGACAGCGGUUAUGCACCGUCUGGGGGUAAUCACUGUAUAUAA